Molecule: messenger RNA, 2401 nt
Organism: Wallemia mellicola CBS 633.66
Lineage: Eukaryota; Fungi; Basidiomycota; Wallemiomycetes; Wallemiales; Wallemiaceae
Product: methionine adenosyltransferase II, beta
Exons: 5
Coding region: 732-1616 (294 amino acids)
Biological process (GO): S-adenosylmethionine biosynthetic process
Cellular component (GO): methionine adenosyltransferase complex
Molecular function (GO): methionine adenosyltransferase regulator activity
Source: RefSeq, a predicted model, not a curated record
CUUUCGAACAUUUUUGGAUAAUCUUCACCUUUCACUUUCGUUGUAUUAAAAAUUAAUCUAUGUAUUUUGUUUGUUGACGUCUAUGUCUUAUUUGAUAAGGUUACCACUAGAACGUUCUCCAUUAUAUUUCAGAAGAUUUCCUUCAAGUUGCUCUAGAUUACAUACAGUCAUGUCUGCAUCUGAAUUCUACAAUUUGAAAGCUGAGAAACCAAAUGGACAGGAGUACAGCUUUGAUACUCUCAAGGACAAAGUCGUAUUAGUCGUAAACACUGCUAGCAAGUGUGGCUUCACACCACAAUACACUGGUUUAGAAGAGCUCCACCAGAAGUACAAAGACAGGGGCUUGGUUGUCUUGGGAUUCCCGUGCAACCAAUUUGGUGGCCAGGAGCCUGGUACAGACGAUGACAUUGACAACUUCUGUAAAAUUAACCACGGCGUUAGCUUCCAAUUAUUCAAGAAGUCUGAUGUAAACGGUGAUAAGACAAAUGAAGUUUUCAAGUACCUCAAAGAUAAGAAAUCUCAAUUGGGAUUGACCAGGAUAAAGUGGAACUUCGAGAAAUUUUUGGUUGACAAGCAAGGAAACGUCGUGAACAGAUACUCAUCAAUGGCUAAGCCAUCAGACAUUGGUAACGAUGUUGAGAAGCUCCUUUAAAGUUUGUUUUAAAAAUAAAUUUUUCGUAAAACUACAUUAAUAUAAUUACGUCAUUAUCUCUAAAAACACAUCGAUCAAGAUGGUCAAAGUAUUAGUUACAGGUGCAUCAGGCUUGCUCGGUAGAGCAAUUUUAGAUAACUUUUCAAACGAUGGUUCCAUUCAAGUUACCGGUUUGGCUUACUCUAGAUCAAGCGAUAAACUCAUCAAGUGUGAUUUGAACGACGAGAAAGCGAUUGAGGGCGUCAUCAGAGAGCAGCAACCGGAUGUAUUAAUCCAUUGUGCAGCUGAACGUAGACCAGAUGUCGCACAGAAUGAUCCUGCAGCUACAGAGAAGCUCAACGUUGAUGUCUCUGGUAAUUUAUCAAGAUUGAUGAAGAAUAUCGGCGGUAGUAUCAUUUACAUCUCAACCGAUUACGUAUUCGACGGUACAAAACCACCAUACACUACCACCGACACACCAAAUCCACUCAAUCUCUAUGGUAAGACAAAGUUAGCGGGUGAGAAGGCAGUCACACAAAAUAACGACAAGAGUGUUAUACUCAGAGUACCAGUUUUAUAUGGAAGAGUUGAAAAUACUAAAGAAAGCGCCGUAACUAUCCUCAUAGAUGCUGUAAAGGAAGGCAAAGCUAAAAAGAUGGAACACUAUGCUAAUAGAUUCCCUACUAAUGUUGAUAAUGUCGCGAUCGCGCUCAAUGCUUUAACAAAGAAUAUCCAAAAAGUUCCACAAAUUGUUCAUUAUAGCUCAAGAGAAGCGUACACAAAGUAUGAAAUGGCAUGUACAUUUGCAGAAAUACUCGGAUUACCAUCAGACCAUCUUAUCGCUGAUACAGAAGAACCAACUGGGGAUGCAGCAGUUUCAAGACCAAAAGAUUGUCAACUUUCGAGAGACAGUUUCGAUAAAUUAAAUUUAAACGUCGAUGAUAACCUUUCAUUUAAAGAAUUUUUUAUUAAAUUCCUUAAUUAGUAAAUAAAUUGAUUUUUUAUUUUCAUUCUAGUCAACCGGAUUGAGCAUCCUCCUAAUUGAACAGAUUAGAACGUGAAAUAUGCUUAUUUUAUUGGCGCUUUUAAGUGUAAUUUCCGUCGUAUUAUCGGAUAGACCAUACAGCGAUGACCUCGUCGGUACUUGGUCCUCUGGUUCUGGUGGUGUUCAGACUGGUACAGGUUUCUGUACACCAUCAGAGUACAGCUUUAACGUACCAGAUACAACUGGCAUUUCUUAUUCGUUCACUAAGGAUGGUUUCUACGAGGAGUCCACUUAUAAAUUCAACAGCAACGCGUCCGCACCACAAUGUAUACAAGCAGUAUUGAUUUGGCAACACGGUACAUACGUUAUCAAUGACGAUAAUGGUAUUGAUACCACACCUAUUGCUGAAGAUGGUAGAAUACAAGUUGAGGACCCAUGUGCUGCAUCGUCAAACGUCUUAACAACAGCAAACAUAACGAGAAAUUUCCAAUCUUUCUUGCCAUUUGAUGAUCCAGUAAAGGAUAAGAAAGCUUUACAACUCUACGAUUUCGAUGGUAGUUUAUUAGCGCCAAUGUAUUUGAUAUCAAAAUCACCAAAUAUGUUACCAACAGGUUCAAUAACUAACGGAAAUAGGAAGAGAGAUGUCAAUAGUGAUAUGGAAGAAAUCUUGGAAGAAAGAUUCCUUGAGAAGAGAGCAGGUGGUGGAGGUAGAGCAAGUGGUGGUAAAUCCACACAUUCACUAUUCGCUGUAUUAUUAUUAUCAGCAGCUAUAUUAGUUAUUAUAU